AAAUAUAUUAACUGCAAAAAAAUGUUUAAAACUUUUUCGAAACUACAAUCCAUUCAACAUUUUCGACGCCUGUAUAUAACAGCAAUAAUUUUGAUAGCUUUGCACCAUGUCGCAGCUCAGAGAUUAUAUGAAGGAGAUACGUGUGCCAUAAAGUCAAUAGGAGGUGUUUGUACUUUAGCAUCCAAAUGUACAACUCUAGAGACUCUAAUCAAGCAAAAACAAAUCACAUCUUCAGAUAUUUUACGCUGUGGAUAUGGAAUAUAUGAGGAAAUAGUAUGCUGUCCAAUUAUUCGAACCAGAGGUCAAUCAGACACAGAAACAACCACUUCGACUACAUCGACUACUACUACCACCAUCCGGACAACUCCAACUAUAUCAACCACUACAACCAAAACACCAACAUAUAUCAUAACCACUCCAACUCCAACUACAACAACUACUACUACCAAAGAACCAACACAUACUAUAACCACUACAGAAAGCUAUUCAGAAACGCCAGCUAAAAAAGCUUGCAAUAUUAUUGAGGCAAAUGGACCUGAUACAAAUGAAUUAGACGACAGCGAACAGAUUCUAACGCAGGGAGAUUUUCGAUUUGUUGGAGAAAUUGGUUUUAAAAUUUUAGAUAAACCAUUGGAACCGGUAUCGUAUGAAUGUACCGGAACAUUGAUUAACUCAAAAUUUGUUCUAACAGCUGCUCAUUGUUUUAAUAAUCGCAGUAAGGAGGCAACAAUGGUUCGGUUUGGUAUAACAAAUUCGUUUCAUGAGGAACAAAUGACAGAUGCAGUUUAUGGAGAAAUAAAUAUAAUUCACUUACAUCCAAAAUAUACACCAGACAUUUCAUUCCACAACAUUGCUAUUGUUGAACUAAACAAUCCAAUAUCAUAUACCAAAUAUGUAUAUCCGAUAUGUUUAGAAACAGAAUAUGAUGACUCAACCGAGUUAAAGCUAAUGGUGUCAUACUGGCAGCCUGGAGCAGUUAGAGAUAAAAAUUUCAAAUUCUUGCUUAGAGCUGUUCAAGCGAAUAUAUCCUUAAGCAGUUGUGAAAAUAGUUAUAUCGCAAAUAGUGCAGCUAGUCAUAUGGAGUCUGAACUUCGUCGCACACAAAUGUGUACCGAAUUUACAAUUUUUAACCAAAAACUUUGCAUUAGUGCCAAUGGUGACCCAUUGUUGACAUUGGACUCAAACAAUAAUUAUCGGGUACUUGGUAUAUUUUCUGGUGCAAGCAAGUGCAACACAAAUUCUGUUACUAACUUAUUUACACGGGUCGAUGCAUACAUAGAUUUUAUUGAGCGUAUAGUCUGGCCUCAAGAAGUGUUAUCAUCUCAACAUAAUGCCGAAACGAAUAUUACUACUGCCACAACCAUCAUUCAGAGUACGACAACUAUUGCCACCCCUUACAUAAUACCAACAACAACCACCACUAUUAAACCCACGACUAAAGAACCGAUACCUACGUUUGAUGAUAAUUUUUCAGAACGAUCAGCUACAAAAGCUUGCAAUCUUAUUGAAGCAAAUGGACCUGAUACAAUUGAAUUAGACGACAGCGAACAGAUUCUAACGCAGGGAGUUUUUCGAUUUGUUGGAGAAAUUGGUUUUAAAAUUUUAGACAAACCAUUGGAACCGGUGUCGUAUGAAUGUACCGGAACAUUGAUUAACUCAAAAUUUGUUCUAACAGCUGCUCAUUGUUUUAAUAAUCGCUAUAAAGAGCCAAGAAUGGUGCGGUUUGGUAUAAGUAAUUCGAAUCAAGAGCAACUGAAGAAUGCAGUUUAUGAAGAAAUAGACGUAAUACAUGUUCAUUCAAAAUAUAUAUUCAACACUUCAUUCCACGACAUUGCGAUUGUUGAACUUAAAAAUCCAAUAUCAAAUACCAAAUAUGUAUAUCCAAUAUGUUUAGAAACAAUGUAUGAGGAUUCGAUGGAUUUGAAGCUGAUGAUGUCUUACUGGGAAACUGGAACGAUUUCAAAUACAAAUGUUACAUUCUUGCUUAAGGCUAAUCAAGAAGAGAUAUCUUUAAAUAGUUGUGAAAAUAGUUAUAUCGUAAGUGGUGUACCUAAUCACAUGCAACAAGAUUUGCAAGAUACACAAAUAUGCACAAAAUUCAAAAUUCCUGAACAAGAAUAUUACAUUAGUUCCAAUGGUGACCCAUUGCUGACAUUGGACUCAAACAGUAAUUAUCGGAUAUUUGGCAUAUUUUCUGGUGCAAGCAACUAUAACUCGGCAAAUUCUUUAACUAAUUUAUUUAUACGGAUUGAUGCAUAUUUAGAUUUUAUCGAGCGUAUAGUCUGGCCGGAUGAAAUACAAUCAUCGCAACACAAAACUUCAACUACAGAACCUUCGUAUUUUAGCACUAUCAAAACAACAACUAUAGAACCGACGCCUAUGUCUACAGUAAACUUUUCAGAACACUUAGCUACAAAAGCUUGCAAUAUUAUUGAAGCAAAUGGACCUGAUACAAAUGAAUUAGAUGAUAGCGAACAGAUUCUAAAGCAGGGAGAUUUUCGAUUUGUUGGAGAAAUCGGUUUUAAAAUUUUAGACAAACCACUGGAACCGGUGUCGUAUGAAUGUACUGGAACAUUGAUUAACUCAAAAUUUGUUCUAACAGCUGCUCAUUGUUUUAAUAAUCGCAGUAAGGAGGCAAGAAUGGUUCGGUUUGGUAUAACAAAUUCGUUUCAUGAGGAACAAAUGACAGAUGCAGUUUAUGGAGAAAUAAAUAUAAUUCACUUACAUCCAAAAUAUACACCAGACAUUUCAUUCCACAACAUUGCUAUUGUUGAACUAAACAAUCCAAUAUCAUAUACCAAAUAUGUAUAUCCGAUAUGUUUAGAAACAGAAUAUGAUGACUCAACAGAGUUGAAGCUAAUGGUGUCAUACUGGCAGCCUGGAGCAGUUAGAGAUAAAAAUUUCAAAUUCUUGCUUAAAGCUGUUCAAGCGGAUAUAUCCUUAAGCAGUUGUGAAAAUAGUUAUAUCGCAAAUAGUGCAGCCAGUCAUAUGGAGUCUGAACUUCGUCACACACAAAUGUGUACCGAAUUUACAAUUUUUAACCAAAAACUUUGCAUUAGUGCCAAUGGUGACCCAUUGUUGACAUUGGACUCAAACAAUAAUUAUCGGGUACUUGGUAUAUUUUCUGGUGCAAGCAAGUGCAACACAAAUUCUGUUACUAACUUAUUUACACGGGUCGAUGCAUAUAUAGAUUUUAUUGAGCGUAUAGUCUGGCCUCAAGAAGUGUUAUCAUCUCAACAUAAUGCCGAAACGAAUACUGCUACUGCCACAACCAUCAUUCAGAGUACGACAACUAUUGCCACCCCUUAUAUAAUACCAACAACAACCACCACUAUUAAACCCACGACUAAAGUACCGAUACCUACGUUUGAUGAUAAUUUUUCAGAACGAUCAGCUACAAAAGCUUGCAAUUUUAUUGAAGCAAAUGGACCUGAUACAAUUAAAUUAGACGACAGCGAACAGAUUGUAACGCAGGGAGAUUUUCGAUUUAUUGGAGCAAUUGGUUUCACAGAGUUCAACAAAGAAUAUGAACCGGUAUCGUAUGAAUGUACCGGAACAUUGAUUAACCCAAAAUUUGUUCUAACAGCUGCUCAUUGCUUUAACAAUCGCUACAAAGAGCCAAGAAUGGUGCGGUUUGGUACAACAAAUUCGAAUCAGGAGCAACUGAUGAAUGCAGUUUAUGGCGAAAUAGACGUAGUACACGUACAUCCAAAAUAUGUAUUCAGCAGUUCAUUUUACAACAUUGCCAUUGUUGAACUUAAAAAUCCAAUAUUAAAUACCAAAUAUGUAUAUCCAAUAUGUUUAAAAACAAUGUAUGAUGAUUCGAUGGAUUUGAAGCUGAUGAUGUCAUACUGGGAAACUGUAACGAUUUCAAAUACAACUGUUACGUUCUUGGUUAAGGCUAAUCAAGAGAAGAUAUCUUUAAAUAGUUGUGAAAAUAGUUACAUCAUAAAUGGUGUACCUAAUCACAUGAAACAAGAUUUGCAAAAUACACAAAUAUGCACAAAAUUCAAAAUUCCUGAACAAGAAUAUUACAUUAGUUCCAAUGGUGAUCCAUUGUUGACAUUGGACUCAAAUGAUAAUUAUCGGAUACUUGGCAUAUUUUCUGGUGCAAGCUACUAUAACUCGACACGUUCUAUUACUAAUUUAUUUACACGGAUUGACGCAUGUUUAGAUUUUAUUGAACAUAUAGUCUGGCCGGAGGAAUCAUUUUCCAGUCAGACUGUAUACUGGUUUUCUGGUUAAUUCUGAUUGUAUGCUGCCGGAUUACAAUCCUGCAAGUAUAAGUAAUUUUAUAUAGGUUUUUAUUUGUA
Messenger RNA from Teleopsis dalmanni, 4313 nucleotides. Its product is annotated as transmembrane protease serine 9-like. The transcript has 27 exons. Gene Ontology annotation, biological process: proteolysis. The record is from RefSeq and is a predicted model, not a curated record. Bases 22 to 4245 code for a protein of 1407 amino acids. Gene Ontology annotation, molecular function: serine-type endopeptidase activity. Lineage: Eukaryota; Metazoa; Arthropoda; Insecta; Diptera; Diopsidae.